Salvelinus namaycush (lake trout) is the source of this 826-nucleotide messenger RNA. RefSeq names its product SNU13 homolog, small nuclear ribonucleoprotein a (U4/U6.U5) (gene snu13a). Gene Ontology annotation, molecular function: RNA binding. Gene Ontology annotation, biological process: ribosome biogenesis; maturation of SSU-rRNA; mRNA splicing, via spliceosome. Lineage: Eukaryota; Metazoa; Chordata; Actinopteri; Salmoniformes; Salmonidae. Bases 97 to 483 code for a protein of 128 amino acids. The record is from RefSeq and is a predicted model, not a curated record. The transcript has 4 exons. Gene Ontology annotation, cellular component: box C/D methylation guide snoRNP complex; nucleolus; U4/U6 x U5 tri-snRNP complex.
UGUUUUACUUUGGCAAAGGGUUAUUACUGUCCUCCGUGAAGCACACGCCGAGAGGACAGAGGGAUUUAACAUCUUAAUCACUGGAAAUUUGAAGAAAUGGCUGAUGCAGAAGUCAACCCCAAGGCCUACCCUCUGGCUGAUGCCACACUGAGCAAAACCAUCCUGGACCUUGUGCAGCAAGCUGCCAAUUACAAGCAGCUCCGCAAAGGGGCCAAUGAAGCCACUAAAACACUUAACCGCGGUAUUGCUGAGUUCAUCGUGAUGGCCGCAGACGCAGAGCCCCUGGAGAUCAUCCUCCACCUGCCACUGCUCUGCGAGGACAAGAACGUGCCCUAUGUGUUUGUGCGCUCCAAGCAGGCCCUGGGACGCGCCUGUGGGGUCUCACGCCCAGUCAUUGCCACUUCGGUCACCAUCAAGGAGGGCUCGCAGCUCAAGCCCCAGAUCCAGUCUACCCAGAUGGCCAUUGAGAGACUGCUGGUGUGAGCAGAGAGCUCAGGAUGGGGGUUGUAGGGUUAACAAUGGGACACCACCUGCUUUGGUCAUAUUCAGAUUUUUGUAAAUGGAACGGACUAUGAUUUAAUGUCCUGCCAGACUUAUGUACAGAAGAUUCUAUUUUGAAAUGUUGGGACAGAAUAGGUAUAUCUGAAGCGUUGGAACAAAAAUGGUUUUUGUUUUUAACAUUACUAUGUUGUAAAUGUGGCAAUUAUAUAGAGUAUAUGGGACAUCAAACUAAGCAUAGUAGAAUCAUAGCAAUUACACUUAGCUUUCCGUAUGUUGACCUUUUUCCUUCAUUUGGUACAGUUAAAGGUGGACAUGUUCAUUCCAG